Molecule: messenger RNA, 1300 nt
Organism: Cuscuta campestris
Lineage: Eukaryota; Viridiplantae; Streptophyta; Magnoliopsida; Solanales; Convolvulaceae
Source: the annotation of a GenBank genome assembly
GGGACGUCGGAGAUUGCUUCUUUUUAUUUAAAGCUAAUGUAGAGGGGAAGAACUACUUCUUGUUUAGUUAAGUAAUUGCCUAAUUGGUACUAGAAGAAACAAACCUCACUAAAAUGCUCCCCGGACGAGAACGUGCUAAAAGAUGGAAAUUGGAGAAUGGGUAAGAUGACCCACCAGUCAAACUGUUUUCAAAGAAUGGUUUGAACAAUUUUGAAACCCAAAGUUCUCAAAUCUUUGGGUCGCUCUUUCUCCCUGGCAUUUGAUAUAUGGAAGCAGUAAGGAAGCAAGCUACCAAGCUGAGAGAACAGGUUGCCAAACAACAGCAGGAUGUCCUCAAAAGGUUUUCUGGUGGGGUGGGAGGCUCAGACAAUGGUGUAACUAAUGAAGCAGAGCUUCUGUUGCACAAAAAGCUCGAGAAACUUUACAUUUCCACCCGUGCCGGAAAGCACUUUCAAAGGGAUAUUGUUCGAGGCGUGGAGGGUUACAUUGUCACUGGAUCAAAGCAAAUUGAAAUUGGUACCAAGCUGUGCGAAGAUGCCAGAAAAUAUGGAGCCGAUAACACCUGCACUAGUAGUGGUACACUAUCCAAAGCUGCACUAAGUUAUAGCAUGGCUCGGGCUCAAAUGGAAAAGGAACGCGAUAAUCUACUAAAGGCUCUUGAAACUCAGGUUGCUGAGCCUUUUAAGGUCAAUGGGUGUGGGGGCUCCUUUGGAGGAAGCUCGCCGUCUUGCUCAGCAAUAUGAUAGGGUGAGACAGGAAGCUGAAUCCCAGGCUAUUGAAGUUUCCAGGCGGCAAGCUAGAGCAAGGGAAUCAAAUAGUAAUCCAGAUUAUAUAUCCAAGUUGGAGUCCGCAGAAAUAAAGCUUCGUGAACUUGAGUCAAAUAUGCUUAAACUGGGGAAAGAAGCUUCCGCUGCAAUGGCUGCUGUUGAAGCUCAACAACAAAGAUUGACUUUUCAGAAACUUAUAACCAUCGUCGAGGCGGAACACAGUUAUCCUCAGCGAAUUCUGCAGAUACUUGAUCAGCUUGAAGCAGAGAUGUUGUCCAAGGCGUCAUGGUAAUGAAACUCUUCCCACUCCACCACCGCCACCAUACAAUGAAGCGAGAAGUAAAUUUAUGUCUCAAGCACAAAAAGCAUCAGGGGAUGGGACUAGCUACUUCUUGGGAGAGGUUAUGCAUCCCUAUCUAGCUGAGUCAAAUAUAGAGCUCACCUUGUCAAUUGGUGACUAUGUUGUUCUCCGCCAGGUGCGGAGCAAUGGUUGGGCUGAAGGCGAAUGCAAAGGGAGGGCAGGGUGGUUCCCU